This is a messenger RNA of Diuraphis noxia (Russian wheat aphid), 1968 nucleotides long. RefSeq names its product M-phase inducer phosphatase 1-like. Lineage: Eukaryota; Metazoa; Arthropoda; Insecta; Hemiptera; Aphididae. Gene Ontology annotation, biological process: G2/M transition of mitotic cell cycle; positive regulation of G2/MI transition of meiotic cell cycle; positive regulation of G2/M transition of mitotic cell cycle. The record is from RefSeq and is a predicted model, not a curated record. Gene Ontology annotation, molecular function: protein tyrosine phosphatase activity. Gene Ontology annotation, cellular component: nucleus; cytoplasm.
GACACGACGACAUACGGUCGGUCGUCCCCGCCGACGGCGACCGGCACGCUGCCUGGUGGCCGCGGCCCGUAACCGAUUCCGUCGGACUCGGACUACCGGUUCAUACUGAUGGUGAUCAUAGGCCCGAGGCACAGCAGCUACCACCACCACCGCCACCACCUCAGCCGCCGCCGUAGCCACGUCGCCCGUUAAACUUUUUGAAAAAGAAAACAACCGAAAUGGACCAGCCCGAGCGUUGUCGUUGUAAUAUUAUUGUUGUUGUUAAAAUAUCACAAUAAUAUAACACUGUAUCGCCCGACGGCGGCCGUUCGGUACCGAGUUCAUUCGUCGUUACAGUAAUUUUCACUUUUUAAUUUYCCUCGCUAUCGUUUUUACGGCUCCACCUGCACCACCCGUGAGAAUCGUAAGCAACGGCGACGACUGAAUUCACCGACGGUUGUUGUCGCGGACUAGAAACGAUGUGUCGUUCGCAGGUCAUCGACUUGUGUAGCAGUAGCAGCAGUUGACGUUGUAAACAUUUUAAUACUCAAUACAUUAAAGYCAGUAAAUAAAUUGUUAAAAUGAGUUCAUUCAAUGAUAGGACAAUCCAAGAAGUUCCAUCACCAAUGACAAAUUUAGCUAAUUGUCUAGGAACAUCACUAACAGUCAGACGCAAACUAACAUUAUCUGAACCCAGCGAUACUCCAAAAAAAUGUUAUGAUAACAUACUCCAUGAUCACGAUUUCAACAGCUCAUCAAAUGCCAGAUUAUUCAAAGGAAGUUCAAAAAAUGUUAACGAUAGUCCAACAUUAAAAUGUUUGAUGCUUCAAAAAAUGAUGAAUAGUCCAGUUGAGAAAGAAAACUCAACUAAUUGUAUGGAUACGAUGGUCUCUAAAUCAAUUUUAUCACCAUCUCAAUCAAGUCCAACAUUCUUGAUGCACAAUCGUAAUGCAAGAGGUCGUCUCCCAUUAGAAGAUCAUGAUCCUAAUUCACAAGACAGUGGUUUUUWUUCGGUGCUUUCUGAAGAUUCCAGGUCAUUAACCAGAUUUGAACCCAAAACUGCGAUUGAAAAGAAAAAUUYRUCAUUAAAUAUUUCCCGAUCGGAUACAAUUAUUUGUCACAAAGGAAUCCCAGAUGUAGAUGAUCCAUUUCUAGACAACGUUAAUUCUCCAGCAAGAUUGUCUCAAGAUUCACUACCGGUUGAAUUUAAUACUUUAAUUGAUGGAGAUAUUUUUGCUUUGCAAUCGCCAAUAAUUAAACCUAUCGUUAGACGAAGAAAUUCUAAAUACGAUUCAGAGACACCUCGGAAAAUUGAUUUGGUUUUUGAAGAAACUAAAAACACUGAUGUUGUUGUGAAGAAACGUAAAUUGUUUAAUGAAUUCGAAUGUCCCUCUGAAAAAUCAAUUGUAUCUAAAAGGUUGAAGCCUAAUGUUGAUCUUUCAAUGUCAUUUGAUUCUCCUAGAUUAGACACUGGAAAUACUUCUUUAACUGCUCCUGUAUCACACAAGAAAACUACACUCUUUGAUUACGGGUUUCGCAAAAAUAGUGUUUCCAAGAUCCGAAGGUCAUUCUCAACUAAUGAAGCCACAAUUAAAGCUGCAUUUGAGAAAGGUGAGNNUGCAUCAAAUUUAAUUGGUGACUUCAGUCAAUCAUUUAUAUUGCCUUUGUUAUCACUUGGUCGUCAUGCAGAUCUCCGUAGCAUAUCUCCUGAUACAUUAGCYCRUUUAUUGGAAGGCUCAUUCAAUGAUUGUAUCGACUCCUAUCUUAUAAUAGAUUGCAGAUAUCCAUAUGAGUAUGAAGGUGGUCAUAUUAGAGGUGCAAUCAAUAUAUAUACUAAAGAGCAACUAUUUAAAGAUUUUACUGAAAACAAGUUGGGUAAAAAAUCUCAAAAAACUGAUAAAGUUAAUGCUAAGAGAAAUGUGUUGAUAUUUCACUGUGAAUUUUCUUCGGAAAGAGGUCCAAGUUUGUGAGUAUAAUUUAAUGUAUUUA